This is a messenger RNA of Anoplopoma fimbria (sablefish), 1358 nucleotides long. RefSeq names its product enoyl CoA hydratase, short chain, 1, mitochondrial (gene echs1). Lineage: Eukaryota; Metazoa; Chordata; Actinopteri; Perciformes; Anoplopomatidae. The record is from RefSeq and is a predicted model, not a curated record. The transcript has 8 exons. Gene Ontology annotation, cellular component: mitochondrion. The coding region runs from base 88 to 963 and encodes 291 amino acids. Gene Ontology annotation, molecular function: enoyl-CoA hydratase activity. Gene Ontology annotation, biological process: fatty acid beta-oxidation.
AAGAAGAAGCGAUAGGAGCUUCCGGCGAUAUUGACAGACACCAAAGCCAAGCAAGUCCAUUGACAACAGUCUGCCGUCGUCACUGUCAUGGCUUUCCUCUGCAGAAGUGCGGCUUCGCUCCUGAAGUCCUCCAGAGCAGCUCCGGCUGUCCUGUCCGCUGCCCGACUCUACAGCUCAGGUGGUCAGUAUGAGUAUAUUUUGGUGGAAAAGCGAGGUGAGAAGAGUGACGUGGGUUUCAUCCAGCUGAACCGGCCCAAGGCUCUCAACGCUUUGUGUGACGGGCUGAUGAGGGAGGUGGGACAGGCCCUGGAUGCUUUUGAAGCUGACGGCGAAGUCGGAGCCAUCGUCAUCACCGGCAGUGACAAAGCCUUUGCUGCGGGAGCGGACAUUAAAGAGAUGCAGAAUCGAACUUUCCAGGAGUGUUACGGUGGAAACUUCCUGGCUCAUUGGAAUAGAGUGUCCACAGUGAAGAAGCCUGUGAUUGCAGCUGUCAAUGGAUUUGCUCUCGGUGGAGGCUGUGAGCUGGCAAUGAUGUGUGACAUCAUCUACGCUGGAGAGAAGGCGCAGUUCGGCCAACCAGAGAUCCUGUUGGGGACCAUUCCUGGGGCGGGUGGCACCCAGCGGCUGACCCGUGCGGUGGGCAAAUCCCUGGCUAUGGAGAUGGUACUUACAGGAGACCGAAUUAAUGCACAAAAUGCCAAGCAAUCAGGUUUGGUGAGCAAAAUUUAUCCAGUGGAUCAGUUGGUGUCUGAAGCCGUUAAAUGUGGCGAGAAAAUUGCUGCCAACUCCAAACUGGUCUCUGCUAUGGCCAAAGAGGCUGUUAAUGCAGCUUUUGAACUGACUUUGGCUGAGGGUAAUCGUUUGGAAAAGCGCUUAUUCCACGCUACCUUUGCUACAGAUGAUCGUAGAGAAGGCAUGACCGCAUUUGUUGAGAAGAGGAAGGCCAGUUUCCAGGAUAAUUAGAAAAGAGCAGACCAAGAGCUCAACCAAGAACACAAAGCUCCCGUUAUCAGCGGGUCAUUUCCUUAUCUGCAAUAAGUUGAAUGAUGCAAAAGUCCUGAUUGUAGUGGAACAAACAAGAUGUUUGACAAGAGUGUCAUAUAACAGUGAAGCUCUACCUGCCGAGGUUUGAUAUCAAAUGCAUUUGCAGUCUGAACACAGGAGUGCUGGGGGAUGAGUGUAUGUGAAUACUGUGUGAUAACUCUGCCAGUGUGUAAUAGGAGGAAUAAGUAUUGUACUUUAUCAGAUUAAUUGUGCUGAUUUUGCCUUUCAUUUUCAUUUUCACCAUCAAAUGUUUGUCUGCAUUUUGUAGGUGACUUAUUUCUCUAUACAUUUUACAAAUAAAUCUCUCAAGUGGU